CCCUCCUCGGUUACUUAUUAUCGCCGCUCUCUACGCAACCAUUUCAGAGUAGACCAGGGCAGCCAGCACGGAGACACAAGCCGCGCGUCCGACUCGGCGACACGGAGGAUGUACACUAGUUGAGGUCCGCGGAAACCCUUUUGGAAACAGUGGAUUAUUAAAAAGAAGUGUUUCGAGUCCCCAAACUUUUCGUCCAGGAUGAAAGCGUGAGCUGGUUCACAGCUGCUUCCAGAACACCACCAGACAGACCCACCCCUCCACACACCCUCAGCCCAUCAUGACGUCCACAGAGGAGCCGUCCGGCACGGUCCUCCACCGGCUGAUCCAGGAGCAGCUCCGCUACGGCAACCCCACAGACACACGCACCUUACUGGCCAUCCAGCAGCAGGCUCUGCGCGGAGGCAGCGGCGGCGGCGGCGGCGGAAGCGCGCCCGGCAGCCGGCCCAGCAGCGGGGGGGACGCGGCCCGGAGCCCGCGCUCCUCCCUGGAGAGCCUGACCCAGGAGGACGGCGGUGGCGGCGGCGGCGGCGGCGGGCAGUACCCCCAGCUCUCCGCCCGGCAGGAGCCCCAGGGCCAGGAGCACCAGGGGGACUACCCGCACUCGGAGAGCAGCUACACGCUGUACCAGCUGCACGGCGAGGAGCUGCCCACCUACGAGCAGGCCAAGGCCCAGUCGCAGUACCUGGCCGCGCACCACUGGGCCCCGGCCGCCCAGCUGGCGGUGGCGGGCCCCCUGAAGGAGCUCCACGAGGGGGCCUACCUGCGCGAGGGGGACUUCCGCGCCGAGGCGGACCCGGCGGAGCUGAAGAGGGGCCACGCGCGGUCGCUGAGCGAGCGCCGCAUGCAGAUGAACCUGGCGAGGAGCCACGCCGAGGCCAAGGCGGACGCCAUGAAGAGCUCCUCCCACAGCUACCCGGAGCUGUUCUACUACCACCAGCCCCAGGCGGCCCCCCAGCCGGGCGCCGGGCACGGCCAGGACCAGCGCAGCCCGCCCCCCGAGUACUGUGCCCCCCCGCAACAGCCCCAAGGAUUUGUACCCCUGGAGCAAGAGCCCAUGCACAGGUAUGGCCAGAACUGUCCGCAGCGCGAUAUGCUGUGCUACAACACACUGCCCCCUGCUGGCCUGGAGGAGCCCAGCCAGGUAGAGCUGCUGCUGAUGGAGAACGAUAGGCUGAGGCAGGAGCUGGAGAGCCACCGGGAGAAGUCCGGCCGCAUCCACAAGUUGGAGCAGGAGAUCCAGCGUAUAUCGGAGGCCUACGAGACCCUGAUCCAGGGCAGCGGCAAGCGGGAGACCCUGGAGCAGACCCUCAGGAAGAGGCUGGUGGCCGAGAUCCGGAGGCUGCAGGACUUCAACCGGGACCUGCGAGAAAACUUGGAGAAUGCUCGAACGCACGUCGCUAAGGAAGUGGAGGCCGCGGACCACAACCAGCACAUCAUGGCCAAACUCCUCGAGCAGAACGAAGAGCAGAACUUUGAGCGGGAGCGCGUGGAACGCGAGCUGCAGCGGCUCCGGGCGGCGGCCGAGGAGCAGAGCGUGCGCUCGGAGCGGGUGGAGCAGGCGCUGGAGGCGUCGCGCGGGCGUGGCCACCAGCUGGAGGAGGAGCUGAGGAAGAAGAGGGCGUACGUGGAGAAGGUGGAGCGCCUGCAGGGCGCCCUGGCCCAGCUGCAGGCCACCUGCGAGAAGCGGGAGAACCUGGAGAUGAGGCUGAGGACGCGGCUGGAGCAGGAGCUCCGGAGCCUGAGGGCCCAGCAGAGGCAGUCCCAGCCCCCCGGUGUGACGGUGGGAUCGCUGCACGAGCGGCUGCGGGAGCGCGAGGAGCGUGUGCUGGCCCUGGAGGCCGACACGGUCCGCUGGGAGCAGAAGUACCUGGAGGAGAGCACCAUGAGGCAGUUCGCCAUGGAGGUGGCCGCCACCGCCGCCGCCCAGAGAGACACCACCAUCAUCAACCAUUCUCCCUGCCACUCCUCCAACAACAGCUUCAACGAGGACCUCCCAGCCACCGACUUCCGGAACCAGGAGAUGGAGAACAGGAUCCGAGCUCUGUACGCUGAGAUCCUGGAGAAAGACGCGGUGAUCAAGAUCUUCCGUCAACGGCUGCAUCAGGACCAGGGCAGGAAGGACGGGCCGUGCCCGCGAUACGGUCUCCCCAAGGGGGGCGGGUUGGGGGCACCUCUGAGACCCGCCUCCUCCACGCCUGCUAUAAGCAUCGCUACGUGUACGUCCAAGAGCAGAGGUAAAAGUCUAUCGGACGACCAGACCUCGUCUCCCCGGCUGUUCUCUGCACAAUCUGAACCUGGUUCGUUGUCUCUCCACGAGGAGGGGGUCAAACCCAGCCUUCCCCUGGCUGACAGUCGGCUCCACAGUGACAAUGACGUGCCAAAUAAGUUGCCAUUAAACCCGUUCAGGGGAUUGGAAGAAUUGGAUUCGGAGGCGGUGGAAAUCUUUAUUUAAAGACUGAAUGUGGACGACAAAGACAAAGACAAAGAAAGAAGACGAAGCCUACGAAACACUUCAGACACUAUGCGGAGCACAAGUUGAUUUCAUUGAUUAUUGUCGUUGUUGGGGCACAAACGGAGGUUGUUUAAGACAGUAAUGGCAUAAUGAAAACAAGCCGAGGGGUCAAUGAAUGAUAGAAUGGAUGGUUUCACAUGCAGGGGACAUAGCUGUGCUGUGUCUCUGACUCUCUCUCCCCCAGGCGGGCUGCUGCAGGCCGGCUGUCCGGCCACGGGGAGCUGAAAUGUGAAUUGUUUGAGGUACUCAAGACAGUAUUGUGGAUUGUAAUAGGGGAAAAUGUUCUCAAGAGAGUGUAGGCCAAAAUAUUUAUAUAAUUGCUGCUUUUUCUAACCCCUCUCCCCCGUCCACGUUCCGCCCUCCUUUCUCAACCCAGGGAGUUUAGACGCUUCAUUUUAUUUAAUCUGGUUUCCACAUUCCCCAAAUAUUAUCUAGAGCCACUGGCUUUCUCAGAUGCGCCUUUUUUAAGACAAGGUUAUCUUUGUGGAUUCACGACCCGCAUUCUGUUACUCCCUAAAUGCAUGUGACUUAAGUUCAUUCCUGCCACUUUUGCGGUUCAGAAAAGAGAAACAAACAAAGAUGUCAUAAGCUAUUUAAACUCGCCAAACUCAAAACAAAGAUAUCAGAAACUGCGCUGCCUCGCCCGGGUCUUACGGUCUAGGCCGGCCAAAAUGCAGGCGUAGAAUAUUGGAAUGGUUGCGUUAAACAAGGACACAGAGGAAACAACUGUUUUGUUACAUACCUGGUGUCUUUUCAAACUCGGAGGCGCGAGGGAGGGAGGUGGUGGUCAGCGUGGGGCUGAACCAUCAUCUGUUCCCCUAACUUUAUUUGACUUUGUGUGUGCGUGUGUGGUUGUACGUGGUGUGUUUGUGUGCGAGCGCGUGUGUCUGAGUGUUCGAUCCCUGAUUCGGUGUACCUGCUGGUUCAGGCACCUUUCAGGGAUUAAAUCUGAAAACCAUACUGUUUGGGUUUUGUUUACUGUGAGCUUUGAACUAACAAACAGGACAAUUAAUAUCAUAUAUUUUAUACAGAUAUUUGUAUUAUUUUAGAUAUUAUAGUGCGAUGCCAAAGAGUUUAUGUUUGUUUUUUAAAUUAUGUGCAGACAAUCACGGUGAUGUCAAAUUGUACACCAACCCAAGCAAGUGUUGACUUCAAAACAUUCAAGACAUUUCUGUGAACUUAACAAUAAUAUGAAGGUUUUAAAAUGGAAUUCAUGCAUUUCAUUUCAAAAGAAAUAAAAUAUUCUAAUAUAUGAAAAAUUCA
Gadus macrocephalus (Pacific cod) is the source of this 3775-nucleotide messenger RNA. Its product is annotated as angiomotin-like 2a. The record is from RefSeq and is a predicted model, not a curated record. Lineage: Eukaryota; Metazoa; Chordata; Actinopteri; Gadiformes; Gadidae. The transcript is spliced from 11 exons. Gene Ontology annotation, biological process: hippo signaling; regulation of cell migration; actin cytoskeleton organization. Gene Ontology annotation, cellular component: cytoplasmic vesicle; plasma membrane; bicellular tight junction. Bases 278 to 2452 code for a protein of 724 amino acids.